AUGGCCUUUCUCUUCAACCGCAAUAAGCAGCGAAACAACAUGGACCUGGUGCGCUCCACCAAGGAGGCUCUCCAGCGCCUCGCCGCCGAGGAGAAGCCCCAGCCGAAGACCGAGGAAGACCUGUCGCGCAAUCUCACCCAGAUGAAAAUCGUACUCCAAGGCACCCCAGAGGCGGAAGUAAGUCCGGAGCAGGUCUAUCAGCUCGUCAACCUGAUCUGCGCCGAAGACCUCCUGCUAUACCUCGCCCAGAACAUCCACAAGCUUCCCUUCGAGGCCCGUAAAGAUACCCAGAUCAUCAUUUCGAAUGCAUUCCGCUACCGAAUACCCAACAACUCCAAUGCCGAGCCGCCGGCGAUGCACUAUGUCUUGUCCAACCGUCCGGAAAUCAUAAUAGAGCUUUGCUAUGGCUACGAGCGCAGAGAGAGCGCCAUGGCUUGCGGUGGCGUGCUGAGGGAGGCACUGAAGCAUGACGCGGUUGCGGCUCUGAUCCUGUACGACGAGCCCGACCGGCGGGGCAAAGACAUGUUGGCGAACAUUGAUCCAACGCUGCCGUCGUCGGGAGACGGCAUCUUCUGGAAAUUCUUCGAGUGGAUCGAUCGGGGCGCAUUUGAGGCGUGCGCGGACGCGUUCAACACCUUCAGGGACAUCCUGACAAAGCACAAGGCGCUAGUCUCGGACUAUCUGCAGACGAACUUCGAUCGGUUCUUCAAGACAUACAACGCGGUGCUGGUGCAGUCAGACAGCUAUGUGACGAAGCGGCAGUCGAUCAAACUGCUGGGAGAGCUGCUGCUGGACCGGGCAAACUACAAUGUCAUGACGCAGUACGUCGCAUCGGGGGAGCACCUGAAGAUCAUCAUGAAGCUCCUCCGGGACGAUAGGCGCAUGAUAAACUACGAGGGCUUCCACGUUUUCAAGGUCUUUGUAGCGAAUCCGAACAAAUCAGCGGCCGUGCAAAAGAUCCUGAUCAACAACAGGGACCGGCUCCUCAGGUUUCUGCCCACCUUCCUCGAUGAUCGGACGGAGGACGACCAGUUCACGGACGAGAAGAGCUUUCUGAUCCGGCAGAUUGAACUCCUACCGCCGGCUCCGGCUCAGCCGGCGGCAUAG
Molecule: messenger RNA, 1107 nt
Organism: Diplodia corticola
Lineage: Eukaryota; Fungi; Ascomycota; Dothideomycetes; Botryosphaeriales; Botryosphaeriaceae
Product: conidiophore development protein hyma
Exons: 4
Coding region: 1-1107 (368 amino acids)
Biological process (GO): intracellular signal transduction
Molecular function (GO): protein serine/threonine kinase activator activity
Source: RefSeq, a predicted model, not a curated record